Molecule: messenger RNA, 1810 nt
Organism: Vicia villosa (hairy vetch)
Lineage: Eukaryota; Viridiplantae; Streptophyta; Magnoliopsida; Fabales; Fabaceae
Product: zinc finger protein ZAT9-like
Exons: 1
Coding region: 96-1496 (466 amino acids)
Source: RefSeq, a predicted model, not a curated record
UGCUUAGUUUUUUCAAGAAAUUUUUAAGGUAAGAGUUUUGGUGGGUGAUUUUGUUUUUUCUUGUGUUGUUUGUUGAUUGAUUUGGAUUCGGAAUUAUGGAAGAGAAGAAGUUUGAGUGUAGGUAUUGUUUGCGAAAGUUUCUUUGUGGUAAGUCUCUUGGUGGUCACAUAAGGACUCAUAUGAUGAGUGAGAAUGAAGAGAGAAGAAUAAUGAAUGCUAAUGCUGCUGCUGCUAACACUGUGUUUAAGUUUGAUGAUGGAAGAAAGAGAAAGAGAUCUGAAUUAGGGUCUAGUAGUGUUGGUGGUGACGAUGGAAACUACAUUUAUGGUCUUAGAGAGAAUCCCAAGAAAACAACUAGGUUUGUGCAUUCCAAUGCUGCUGCUGCUACUACUGUUCAGAAUGAAAGAUUCUGCAAAGAUUGUGGAAAAGGUUUUUUCUCGUUGAAAGCUUUGUGCGGGCACAUGGCUUCUCAUUCUGAGAAAGGUGUCGUGUCUGGUGUCGGUGUAAGGGAUAGUCAGUCGGAUACCGAGGAUUCGGUUCCGACUGAUACCAGGAAGUCAAAGAGAAUGAAGCUCAAGAUUAUUAGUAAUGAGAAUCGGCCGUCUUCGUCUUCGCCUCCGUGGGGAAACUGUUCUUCUUCGAUUUCGGAGGUUGAUCAAGAUCAUGAAGAAGUUGCCAGGACUUUGAUGAUGUUGUCUAGAGAUUAUUCUUUCAAGGGUAGGUUUGCUUUGAGGACAGACUCUUCUGAGAACAACUCUGCUGUUGUUGAGCCCGAAGCGAAAUUGAAAUUGAAAUCGAAAAUGGUUGAUACUAAGGUUGUUGGAACUGGGAUGAUCAAGGUGAAUGGUAUGACGAUGAAGUAUUAUGGAGAAGGUUAUGAUUCUGAUAACUCUGAUUCUGGUUACUUCCUGCACGGUCCUAAAAAGGUAGAAGCUGAUGAUGCUUCAAGCGAGUGGUGUUUAAGGAACCGAUUUCAAGAUCAUGAAUUUGAAUCAAGUAAGAAGAUACAGAUACAAAGCAAUAAGAACAACAUUCGAAACGGUUAUGGUAACGAUGAGAUGUAUUCGGGUUUGAAGAAUGUAAGAGAGAGUUAUUCAGAUGAUUCGGUUUAUGAGAGUGAUGAAAACAGCACUGAUAGUGAUUCAUAUACUGCUCCAAAGGCACAAGCCAACAAGAGCAACAUGAAUGGAGCAAAGAGUGGUAAUUACAAGAAGUCAAGUAGCAAAGGGAAGAAGAAAGUGAAGUCAAAGAAAAACAAAGAACAUGAUUGUCCACUUUGCCCCAGGACUUUCAAGUCAGGACAAGCUUUAGGAGGUCACAAAAGAUCACAUUUUGUUGGUGGAGGGUAUGAUGAGAGCACUCUUGUCAUUAGACCAGGUGCUCAAGCUCUUGCUCCAGCAAGAGCUCUGGCGCCGGUGCGGGCACCGGCGCCAGCUCCUGCGGCUGUUAAUGCUUGCUUGAUUGAUCUUAAUCUACCUGCUCCUGAUGAUGAAUAGGAACUUAAUUUCAUGAUUUUGAGAAAUUUAUUUUGCUGAGGUUAGUUGAACUAUGGAAUUAUAGAAAAGGUUUUGGUUUUUUCAUCCAUGUUAUGAAAGCAUUGACAAUGUACAGACAAAUGGGUAAUUGGUUGGUGUAUUCUUUUUUUUUUUUGGCUUCUGAAGGUUUUUUUAGAUUCAUUAUUUGGUAGGAGUAUAGUUUGUUUCUUCUCAUGUUCUUGUAGCAUGAUGACAAUUUUUAUUAGUUUAUCAAUUGAAUUAUUUUUUCUUUCCUUCUCCUACAUUGUUAUUCUGUGUUACUUAUGUAGCACCGA